Molecule: messenger RNA, 701 nt
Organism: Aricia agestis (brown argus)
Lineage: Eukaryota; Metazoa; Arthropoda; Insecta; Lepidoptera; Lycaenidae
Product: peptidyl-prolyl cis-trans isomerase-like
Exons: 1
Coding region: 53-625 (190 amino acids)
Biological process (GO): protein folding; protein peptidyl-prolyl isomerization
Molecular function (GO): peptidyl-prolyl cis-trans isomerase activity
Source: RefSeq, a predicted model, not a curated record
UAGUACCUAUAUAAAAUUAAGUUGUUGGAGUGUUAAAAAAUAAAUUUUCAACAUGACGGCAAUAUUACGCCGUUCCCUGAUCAACGCCAGUGUAUAUUCUGCUGCGGCACUACGGUUCGCGUCUACUCAACCUGAGAAAAAAGUUUUCUUUGAUGUUACCGCUGAUGGCCAGCCCUUGGGUAGAAUCGUUAUGAAGCUAAAUACGGAGGAAGUUCCAAAAACUGCAGAGAACUUUAGAGCACUAUGUACUGGGGAAAAAGGGUUCGGGUAUAAGGGUUCUUCCUUCCAUCGAAUCAUCCCUAAUUUCAUGUGUCAAGGCGGCGAUUUCACUAAUCACAACGGCACCGGUGGCAAGUCCAUUUACGGUAGAACCUUUCAAGACGAAAACUUCAAGCUCAAGCACACUGGACCUGGAAUUCUCUCAAUGGCUAACGCUGGCCCCAAUACGAAUGGAUCUCAGUUCUUUAUUACUACAACUGCUACACCCUGGCUAGACAAGAAACACGUAGUAUUUGGCUCUGUAGUUGAAGGAAUAGAUGUAGUGUCGAAAAUGGAAAGUCUAGGUUCCAAAAGCGGAAAACCCUCAAAAAAAGUUGUUAUUGCUGAAUGCGGAGAGUUAGAUUAGGUUUAUAUAAGUGAAAUAAUAAAUGUUGUGUAUAUCAGAUAGUAGAUGUUGAAAUAAGAAUUUAAGUUUAGAAAAA